GCAGAAAGGGGACUAUUUUAUUAAACUGUCAUCUGUUGAAAAAGGGAGGGCGCAAAAAGAAAAAAAAAAAUACAGGCAGGUUCUGUCUGUGAGCUGGCAGACGGAGUAACUGUCAGAAAAUCACUCUGGCUCGGUGAUUCUACAGUUGGAGAAAGAAGUACACAAGUCUGACUGGAAUACAUUAACCUACACUGAGUAAGGAAGCCGGACGUGGAGGUAUAAGAGACUGGCUGUGUUCUGGGGCAAUUUCCAUUAAAAAAGGGAACAACAACAACAACAAAAGUUUUUUUUUCUUAGAAUGAUUUUUCAACACUGUGAACGUCAUCGCCGUGCUUCCCGUUAGCUACAGAGGACCAUUUCCUUAUUGAUCGGUGUAGUCGAAUUGAUGGUGUAUGUCCAAGUUAAAUAAACUGGCUAAAUAAAUUAACGCGUUAUUUUGGCAUAAAAAGACACAGCACAACGUUGCGUCUAAUUGCCGUUUUAAAAGUGUUCUGUGGAUUUAGGCCACCACUGGAUACUGAACGAAGAAGUGACAUUUGCAGCAGUAGCGGAGUUGUUUAGAGUGGUUUUUUUUGUGUGUGUGUGUGGUAAAUUGAGGUAGUUGGGUUAGGAGACGACUGACUGAAUGUUUUUUUUUUUUUUUUUUUUUGUCGUUGUGGAAACAAACGCUUCAUUAUAUUGCUUAAACUGAUAUUUGAAACGGGUAUCUACUAAGAGUAACGGGAGUAGAUUUUUGUUUACAAAGGAUUGAUACUACUGGUUAAGUAUAAAUAGAUAUUUAAUGUGUGUCACAUUUUGUGAAUUACGUUUGGCUGUUAUAAAUGUGUUGUGUGCUGCCUUUUAAUUGAUCGGCAUUUGUGAAAAAAACAAAACAAAACAAACAAACGACAAAUGUGAUUUAAGCUGUCAGGAGGUCUUGCAAUCAGAAGACCAUUUACAAUUACAGGUUAAGAGAAAGCUUUCAACAGCUGUUUCUUAUAGUCCUCUUGGGUGUUAAAAACGUCUAACUAUUGUUUAUGCACAGUAUGAUGAUUAUAUCAGUAGUGCAAGGAUUCCAACAAUUCACGUUCAUCUGCAGCAUAUAGUUAUUCACAGUAAGAAUAUAGAGAGUAUGUUUACUGGCAUGCCUAAAAACUUUCUAAUGAAAGUCUGAAAGUCAGAUUUGCUUGCUUUAAAACUAGCCAUAGUUCCAGACGUAUGCCUUAAGUUGUUUUUAUAAUUAUUAGGUGGUUAUCCUAUUUAACAGAUUCGUGGUUACGGUUUUUCCUGGUGUCAAGAUAUUCCUCCAAAAAAAAAAAAAAGGUGUGAAGGCAUUUUCUAAAGAAGUGGUUCUAAACAGUGUCCAGCUUUUUUUUUCUUUAUCGCACAAAGUGUUGUAUUUACUACAGUGACUACACCUGUCAAGUCUAAAAAUAAAUGCCUUGCAUUGCCAGUCAUUUCCAAAUUAAAUCAAUGUAUCCUUAAAUGAAAUGACAUUUGUAAAACUUUAAAAAUUCUUAGGAAAAAAGUAGUCCAUGUAUAAAUACCUAUUCUCUUUCUCUCUAUAUAUUUCGUAAAGUACACUAUAUACUUUAUAUAGUAAGAAAUUCUGCUGUCAUAGCAAGCACAGUGUAUGCCAUGCGUCUGUCCUCCCUCCUGGCCUUAUUCAGGCCUGCACUUCCUUUAAUCCUGGGGCUUUCCUUGGGGUGCAGCCUCAGUCUGCUGACCGUGUCUUGGACACAGGGGGACACAGAUGAACCCUGUGGGGAUGGACUGGUAAACGGAGGGCUGUUUGCUGGAAACCAGGGACACAACACUAAAGGUGGCAAUGGAGCAGGCGGAGAGAAUGAAGAUUUCCAGCCACACAUUGUUCCUUACUACAGGGACCCCAACAAACUGCACAAAAAGGUCUUUAGGACGCGGUACAUCCACACAGAGCUGGGUAUACGAGAGCGCCUUCUAGUGGGCAUCCUGACAUCACGGGCCUCGCUGACCACGCUGGCAGUGGCGGUAAACCGCACGGUGGCGCACUACUUCCACAAGACCUUCUUUUUUACAGGAGUUCGUAGCCCCAAGCUACCCCAUGGCAUGCAGGUGGUGGCUCACGGGGACGAUCGGCCUGUCUGGCUGAUGUACGAGACGGUGCGCUACCUCCACCAGCACUUUGGGGGAGACUAUGACUGGUUCUACCUGGCACAAGAUGACACUUACACGCAGGCAGAGCGGCUGAGCCAGCUGGUGAGCCACCUGAGCGCCGGGCAGGACCUGUACCUGGGACGCGCUGAGGAGUUCAUUGGUGGAGACGAGCAUGCCCGUUACUGCCACGGAGGCUACGGCUACCUGCUGUCCCGCAGCCUACUGGCCCGCCUGCAGCCGCACCUGGACACCUGCCGUAACGACAUCCUGAGCGUGCGGCCCGAUGAGUGGCUCGGCCGCUGCAUCAUCGACUCCCUGGGGCUGAGCUGUGUGGAGGUGCACCAGGAGAUGCAGUAUCUGUAUUUUGAGCUUGGGAAGAACGCUGACCCUGAACGUGAGGACAGUGCUGCAUUUAAAAAUGCCUUCACAGUCCAUCCCGUCUCCGACCCCACGCUGAUGUAUCGGCUGCACAAGCGCUUCAGUCAGAUCGAGCUUGAGAGGACCAACCUUCAGAUCCAGCAACUACAGGUCCAGAUCAGUAACCUCAGCUCACUGACACCAGAGGGGAAGGGAGGGGCCACCUGGCCCAUUGGCAUCAACUCUCCCUUCCAGCCCAAAACCCGCUUUGAGGUGAUUAACUGGGAGUACUUCACAGAGGAGCACAUCUACUCCUGCAUCGACGGGGCCCCCAAGUGCGAACUGCGGGGGGCAGACCGGGCAGAUGUAAGCAAUGUGGUGGAGAUUGCUGUGGAGAGGCUGAACGAGCGCUACCAGCCCGUCCUGCGCUUUCGCAAGCAGCGUCUGCUGAAUGGCUACCGGCGCUUCGACCCCACACGGGGCAUGGAGUACACCCUGGACUUGGCCCUGGAGGCCUUCACGCAGAAGGGACACAGCCAGGUGAUAGCCAAACGGGUGGGCCUCUUGCGGCCACUUAGCUCCAUCGAGAUCAUUCCCAUGCCCUACGUGACAGAGGCCACCAGGGUGCAGGUCAUCCUUCCCGUCACGGCCCAAGAGCAAGACUACGUGGGUAACUUCCUGGACAUGUACGUGAUGAAUGCUCUGGACACCCAUGACAACGUGCUCCUGACCUUCCUCUUCAUCUACGAACCCUUCGAUGCCCAGAGGGUCAGCCAGAAUGAUGUCUUUGCUGGGAUCAAGUCCAUGAUUGGCGAGGUGGAGAAACGAUAUGCCGAUGUCAAGAUCCUCUGGAUCAGCGUCAAGACUGAGGUCCCCUCCCAGGUCAAACUGAUGGACAUCAUCUCCAAGAAGCAUCCCGUUGACACUCUGUUCUUUCUGGCCAGCGUCUGGACAGAAGUUAACACCGACUUCCUCAACAGGUGCCGGAUGAAUGCAAUCAGCAACUGGCAGGUCUUCUUCCCUAUCCACUUCCAGGAGUACAGCCCAGCCAUCGUGUACCGUGACCAACAGCCCUCUGUUGCUUCCUCCUCGGCUGCCGAGUCGCUAAAGGAUGGCCAUUUUGACCGCCACGUCUUUGAAGAGGCCUGCUUCUACAAUGCAGACUACAUGGCUGCACGCACCAAGAUGGCGGCCGAUAUCCUGGACAACGAUGAGAUGCUGGAGAGCAUGGAUGUCUAUGAGAUCUUCGUUCGCUACUCCAGUCUGCACGUCUUCCGCGCUGUCGAGCCUGCUCUGGUGCAGAAGUAUGUCCGCAGAACGUGCAAUCCUCGCUUCAGUGAGGACAUCUACCACCGUUGUGUGCUGAGUAACCUGGAGGGGCUGGCCUCCCGAUCACACUUGGCUAUGGCCCUGUUUGAACAGGAGCAGGCCAACAGCACUUAAAGCGACUGCGUAUGGGCACUACGCCACACAUUUGCAACUCCAGCAUACUAAAUUCAAUAACUGAACAUUUUUGAAACUGGAUGGAUAUUUUACUAAUAAGAUCAGGAAAACCUGGUCUUAUUGCUCAAUCUUGGUCUAAACUGGAAAGCAAAAGAAAAAUACACUCCACUUUCCUUAUCCUUCUUGUAUCUGGCUGUGUUGUUUAUUUAAGUGGGCUUCCAUCAAAAGGCUACUAUAAAACAAUAUUAAAGACAAUGUUGUUGUCUUCAUAACAUUGUUUAGGCAUGGGUGCCCAGUGUUUAUUAAGAAUGCAAGCGCAUGAACUAUGUCUACAGGCACCUUUAACAGUUGUUAGUAAGCUGCAUUAGAUCAGUUAAGUCCUGUUCAUUGUCAUUUCAAUGCUAGCAAAGUCUCCCAAUUUUACAUCAUUGGCUGAUUGCCCAUGGCUAUUGGCAAACAAGGAAUUCCCUGCAGCUGUCUUGUUUUUUUCAUUCCAAUUCUAAACCAUUUUGCUUGUUACUCAGCCAUUUUCAGAUGCCAGAUGUCCAGUCCGGUGCCUGUUGCUUGUGACUCUCUGUUUUAAAAUAUUUGCCUUUUUUGUUAUUGUUAAUAAAUUAUGUAAAUGAAUGAUCAAGCCUGGAAUGCUCAGUGUACAUUUUGAUUAGUAUUUUAAGGUCCAGAGACUCAUUUCAAACUGCUGGCAUACACCCAUGUACAUGGGUUGUGUAAGUUAACAAAAACAGCCUGUCAGUACUCUUGUAUUACAUUCUGAAAAUAAACCAACAAAUG
This is a messenger RNA of Polyodon spathula (Mississippi paddlefish), 4704 nucleotides long. Its product is annotated as chondroitin sulfate glucuronyltransferase-like. Lineage: Eukaryota; Metazoa; Chordata; Actinopteri; Acipenseriformes; Polyodontidae. The transcript is spliced from 4 exons. The record is from RefSeq and is a predicted model, not a curated record. The coding region runs from base 1618 to 3915 and encodes 765 amino acids. Gene Ontology annotation, molecular function: glucuronosyl-N-acetylgalactosaminyl-proteoglycan 4-beta-N-acetylgalactosaminyltransferase activity. Gene Ontology annotation, cellular component: Golgi cisterna membrane.